This is a messenger RNA of Mytilinidion resinicola, 285 nucleotides long. RefSeq lists its product as uncharacterized. NCBI's taxonomy places the organism in Eukaryota, Fungi, Ascomycota, Dothideomycetes, Mytilinidiales, Mytilinidiaceae. The annotation marks the transcript as partial. The record is from RefSeq and is a predicted model, not a curated record. The transcript has a single exon.
CCCUCCACCUCCCAAACCUACAUCCGCAGCGGCAUCGGCGGUGCCGGCAACUGGAAAAGAGCCGCCAGCAUCCCCUCCGCCCUCCCAGUCCUGCAAAUCAGCACACCCCGCCACGGCUCCUUCUCCUCCGGCGUCGGCGGCGCGGGCAACAUCCACUCCACCAGCGCACGCCGCGCCCUCUCCGCCGACGAAGAGCGAGCUCGCUCGCAGGCCAUCAAGCGCAACGCGCGCUCCGCGUGGCACACCGGCAUUGGCGGCGCGGGCAACAGGUACAUUCACAAAAAG